Messenger RNA from Aspergillus terreus NIH2624, 393 nucleotides. RefSeq lists its product as uncharacterized. The coding region runs from base 1 to 393 and encodes 130 amino acids. The record is from RefSeq and is a predicted model, not a curated record. NCBI's taxonomy places the organism in Eukaryota, Fungi, Ascomycota, Eurotiomycetes, Eurotiales, Aspergillaceae. The transcript has a single exon.
AUGCCGGUCAUUCCACCACGCCAGAAAAGGUCACAGAGACCAGAAACCGACUCUAAGCGCUGGCUUCCCCAAGAGGCUCAAGAUUCCACGCCGGGGCACCUGCCGCUGUACGAUAUGCGUGUGCAACGCAUUGAUGGCUAUAAGAAAACUGAGAAGAACCACAACCGUUUCUGGUAUGGACAGGAUGGAUCAUGGCGCCAUAUGCACAAGGCACCACCGGCCUACGGCUACAUCGUCCAGCUACACAACCCGUCGUCUUCCAUUGCGCCCGCAGCGCCCUGCCUCAGCUUCCUGUCGACUAUGUACAGCGUUCUCUGUUUCGUCCUUCUAGCCGCCAUCCUCAUAACUGCCGCAAAAGCACCUCCGAAACGGCGCGGCCGAGGGAGGCUAUAG